Molecule: messenger RNA, 2498 nt
Organism: Exophiala xenobiotica
Lineage: Eukaryota; Fungi; Ascomycota; Eurotiomycetes; Chaetothyriales; Herpotrichiellaceae
Product: acetoacetate-CoA ligase
Exons: 2
Coding region: 90-2474 (794 amino acids)
Cellular component (GO): cytosol
Molecular function (GO): acetoacetate-CoA ligase activity
Source: RefSeq, a predicted model, not a curated record
CGGACGUGGAGACCACAACCUGGUUCACGUUGAACCGGCUCCAAGAACGAGCAAACGACAAGCCCCCGCCCGUCACCUCCAAGCCCACAAUGGCAUACAACGCCCUCGGCCUCCCUCUGGAGUACUGCUCCCCAGCAUAUCGAGACGAACUCGGGAUCAAGAAAAUGACCCCUUCGACCACAACCUCAACCUCACCGUCGUCGAUGUCACCAUCACCAUCACCAUCACCAUCCUCCUCCUCCUCCUCCAAUCCAACACCAAUACCAACACCGACACCACUAUGGACACCCUCCCACCCUGAAAACACACCAAUAUCGAACUACCGCGAACACAUCAACACCAAAUUCUCCGUCUCCCUCACCAACAGCCACGACCUACACACCUGGACCGUCCGCAACCCGCACGCCUUCUGGACCGACCUGUACUCAUACUGCGACAUCAUCCCUGCUCUUCCCCCAGGCACAACGCUCGCAUACGACCCUGCCGCCAGACUCCGCGAUAUUCCUGUUUUCUUCCCCGGCCUUGAGUUGAAUUACGCCGAGAACGUGCUCGUCCCCAACACCAACACCAACACAUCGCGCAAUGGCAACGGCAACGGCAACACCGAUACGGCACGCCGCAACCCUGAAGAAGCGGUCGCCUUGAUCGGUCUGCGCGAGAACCGUCUCGACCAGCCCGAGGAGAUCACUUGGUCGGAGCUGGCCGAGCUCGUGCGCAUGACUCGGUCCGCGAUGGUCAGGCAGGGUUUGUGUCGCGGGGACGUGGUUGCCGCGUUGAUGGCCAACUCGGUCUGGAUUGUCGUGCUGUUUUUGGCCACGGCCUCGAUCGGGGCGAUAUUCACGUCCGUGUCGCCAGAUAUGGGCAUCCAAGGCUGCACCACGCGCUUUGCCCAAGUCUCACCGAGACUGCUCUUCGCCGACAUCGACCUCGCUGUCCGCGGCGUGCGGAGAUCAAUGCUCGGCAAAGUCCAGAACAUCUUACAAUCUCUCGACGCCAAUACUUCUUCAACAUCCGCCCCCAGCUUGGUAAGACCGCGAGUGGUCUUCGUCCCAACCUGCCACCGACCCCAUCGUGCCGCCAACAUCGAGUACAUCCGUCCUCUCGGCGGCGAGUCCGAGUCCGAGUCCGAGUCCUUGCACUCCUUCCUGCGCGCCUCGCAACCGUCCGAUGCCAUGACAUACACCCGCGUGCCGACCAACCACCCUCUGGUCAUAGUCUACAGCUCCGGCACGACGGGCGAACCGAAAUGCAUCGCCUCCCCACACAUGAGUAUCCUCAACUACAAGAAGAUCGCACUUUUGCACAACUCCCUCACCCCGGACGACACAGUCUUCCAGUACUCCUCAACAAGCUGGAUCCUGUGGAACGUGAUGAACGGGCACCUGUCCGUAGGCGCACGGGUGAUCUGCUACGACGGUGGAGCCCUCUACCCAAACCCGUCCACGUUGCUCAGCAUCUGUUCCAAAUACAAAGCCACCUACUGGGGCACAUCGCCGCGCUACCUGUUGGAACUCGAACAGUCCGGUAUCAAGCCGUCGGAUUACGACCUGACAUCUCUAAAGCUCGUCACGACGACCGGCGCGACACUGACGGGCGAACAAUUCACCUGGUUUUACUCUAGUCAUGCCUUUUCAAGACGGAUCCAUUUGUCCAGCGUAGCAGGGGGCACCGAGAUUGCGAGCUCUUGGAUCGCCACGGACCCCGCCGGCCCCGUGUAUGCGAACGAGAUGCAGAUGUGGGCUCUCGGACAUGACUGUGACAUUCUGGACACCGAAAGUGAGACAGGCGAGUCAAUCGCCCUGACGGGCCGGCCGGGAGAAUUGGUCUGCAGGGCCCCGUUCCCGAGCAUGCCAUGCCGCUUCUGGGGAGACGACAAAGACAAUAGAAAAUACCGUGCGGCGUAUUUUGAGAAAUUCCCAAUCCCGUCAACAGCAACAGCAACAGGCUCGCCAGGCUACCUCGACGUGUGGGCGCAACACGACUUCAUCACGAUGAACCCGCUCACAAAAGGCGUGCAGAUCUUGGGCCGAUCCGAUGGCGUGCUGAACCCCAGUGGGAUACGUUUCGGAAGUAGCGAGAUUUAUAACAUCGUCGAAGGGCCUGCCUUCAACAGCGAGUUAGCAGACACCCUGUGUGUCGGCCGCCGGCGUCAAGGAGACCAGGACGAAACGGUCUUUUUGUUUGUGGUCAUGGCGCCAGGUCAAGGCGAUAAAUUUGGUGAGGAUCUAGUCAGGAGGAUCAAGGAGAGUAUAGCCACGGGCCUGAGUCCACGGCACGUGCCCAAGUUUGUGGAACGAGUGAGCGAGAUCCCGUACACGGUCAAUGGGAAGAAGGUUGAGAUCGCGGUGAAGAAGGUGAUUAGUGGGCAGGAGGUCAGGGUGAGUAGUACGGUGGUGAACCCGGGGUGUCUGAAGGAGUAUGAGAGGUAUGUCAGGCUUGAGAGGGAGGCCACGAAGAGAAAAAGUAGAUUGUAAGGAAAUGUGGUGGGAGCGCGGGUG